Dissoconium aciculare CBS 342.82 is the source of this 2182-nucleotide messenger RNA. Its product is annotated as acetyl-CoA synthetase-like protein. Lineage: Eukaryota; Fungi; Ascomycota; Dothideomycetes; Mycosphaerellales; Dissoconiaceae. The transcript has 7 exons. The coding region runs from base 111 to 1769 and encodes 552 amino acids. The record is from RefSeq and is a predicted model, not a curated record. Gene Ontology annotation, molecular function: CoA-ligase activity.
CCUCGAUAAGUACUGCGCAAUACAGAAUCGUUCAAAUCCGCUUGAGUGAUCUUUGUGCUCUUCCAUUUCUACUAUCCAGAUCAGCGCAGACUCGCGUCGGUAGUCGAAACAUGGCAGCGCAUCAGGCUCAAGGCUUACCACCCCACGGAGUACCCGGUUACGUGCUCGGCACAGGCAAUGCUUCGGAGCAAGAUCUUGUCGCUGUCGAAAAUGUUCUGUCGGAGGAUUCCUCGUCGCAGCUUCCUCGCUCUCUUACAUACAAAGAGUUGCGCACAACCACAAGCCAGCUGGCUGCCGGCUUGCGCAAAAUAGGGUUGCGCGUUGGCGACCGCGUCCUCCUGGCAGGCCCAAAUUGUUUAUAUUAUUCCAGCAUCAUAUUGGCAACAAUGGGAGCAGGUGGGUGCUUCGUCAGCGCGCCGUCCGAUUUCGAAACAAACGAGUUCCAGCACUGUAUCGCGACAGCAUUACCGAAAGUCAUCAUAGCACACCCUAGCGUAUUAGCAAAGCUCCCGGCCACAUUGGGAGACCACGAGCUGCUGUUCGUGCUGGACGAUUCAGAUGAGGGCGCGAAGUGGCCUCGAAACGAUGCGCUUGGGACAUGGAGGCACUGGACCCGGCUACUUGAUUGCGAUAUCGACACGAUCGCGACAUGGCUAGAAUACUCGCCUGUUCAGGCGGCAGAGACUACAGCGCUUAUCUGCAUGACUUCGGGCUCGACAGGUCAGCGCAAGGCUGCGCAGCACUCCCACGCCUCGCUCGUUUCCCUGAUCCAAAUUCAAAUGAGAGCGUUGACGACAACGCGGCCUUCCUCUAGACAACUCACAACCGUGGGUACUUUGGCAGCAGGGCAUAUUGGAUUGACCGUCGAGUAUUUGAUGGCACUCAAGGCUCGCCAGCGGUUUCUAGUCACUCAAGCUAGAGAUCCCGCUACGAUCGCGGCGAUAAUUCAUCGUUAUCAAGUUGAUCUCAGUUUCCUACGCCCGUUACUUCUUGACUACAUCAAUCCUGAUGUCUCUCAUGUUAAUCUGCAGAGCCUCUGUAUUGCAUAUACUGGCGGCAUCAGCGUGCCAACAGCGACCAUGGCAGCUGCACUAGGAAGGUUGUCUGACCAGGCGCUAGUGGUUUCAUUCUUCGGAGGGACAGAGACCGGACUUGUGGCGGUCAAAGAUGAACGCCAAGGUUUGCCGCAAAAUGGUGAGGGCCUAUAUCUAGGCCGCCUCAUAUCGAAUGUGAAGGCACGUCUUGAGAGCCUCGUACCAAGCACACCGUGGAAACCCGGCCAGCCGGGAAUUCUGCACAUCCAUAGCCCUGCCAAUUUCAUAGGAUACUGGCAGAACGCCGAAGCGACAGCCGACACUAUUGGGCCUGACGGCUACGUCGACACUGGAGACAUUGUGACUAUGACCGAAGGAGGCCACCUGUGGUUUGUGGGAAGGAACAAGGACGUGAUCAAGAAAGGUGGAUCCCAAGUGAUUCCCGCUGAUAUCGAGGCUGUCAUCAUGCAAGAAUUUCCCACACAAGUGCAAGAAGUCUGUGUUGUCGGAAAACCCCAUCCCGUAUUUGGAGAGGUGCCUAUUGCAUUUAUCCUUCUGUCAUCUCCGAACAAGGGUUUCGCUAUCAAUAGGGUGCAUGAAGUGGUGGCCCGUAAACUCGGUCCACUGAACGAAUUGGUCGGUGGUGUGCGGAUAGUCACUUCAUUGCCAAGAUUGGACCAGGUAGGUAAACUGGACAAGAUGAAACUGAAAGAGAUGGCGAAGCUUCCUGCUUGAAUGUUUAGUUGUAGCAAUAUUGUCAGAAAAGCCCAAUCUUAAAGGAACUCCAUAACAAGUGGAGUCAUACUUCACACUGGGCAUGCGUUUCAAGAUGGCGAUUCGGGCGACAGAAUCAUGUUGCUAAAAAUAGUGCGGUCACUGUCACCGUCACUGAUGCGCUUCUCUGCCAUCUUGCCGACUCUGAAGCAAACGGGGCGCAUAUCCGCAAACUCGCUGCGACCGGAAGAACCGACAGGACCAAACUCCCUUCUCUCUUAGUCCACGGGAUGACAUAUGAUACUCUCUUCCCUGUUAACAAUUCGAUACACCGCCGCCUACACAACGAUACACAACCUUUCCAAUAGCAAAGGAUGCUUCGACCUCACGAUUAUCCUUGCAAAACCAGAAAUGUUUGGUAAGACCUGCAUACA